UCUAGAUGUGCUGGGGAGUGUCCAGGGUGCGGCCACUGUUGCGGUGGUUGCUCCCAGUGCUGCUGCUCGCCGCUACACCACGGGAAGUUCGAGGCCACGGGCGCAUGAUGGAACCACCGGCACGCAAUGCAAUGUGGCGCUUCGGCUUUCCUAAUCCGGUCAAUUACAACGAUAACGAGCUGUUCUGCGGCGGUUACGCAGUGCAGUGGGAACAGAACCAGGGCAAUUGCGGGGUAUGCGGGGACGCGUACCAUCUACGAUCACCACGGCCCCACGAGGCGGGCGGUGAGUAUGGCAAGGGUAUUGUGUCGCGUCGGUACGUGGCGGGGCAGGAGGUCGAGGUUGAGAUCGAGCUGACCGCGAACCAUAUGGGCCGGUUCGAGCUGUACCUCUGUCCCAACAACAACCCGCAGGCGGAAGCGACACAGGAAUGUUUCGACCGCUAUCCGCUGUAUCUCGCCGGUACGCGGGAGGUUCGGUUUUUCAUUCCUCCCGAGUCGAAGAAAAAGGAUGUGUUCCGGUACCGUGUGCAGCUGCCAUUGUACGUCAGCUGCACGCAGUGCGUACUGCAGUGGACGUACUUUACCGGUAAUAUGUGGGGAAGAUGCGACAACGGUACCGAGUCGGUUGGUUGCGGAAGACCAGAAACGUUCCGUAACUGUGCCGACAUCAGCAUCGUGUCCAAUACUGGUGGAGGCCGGCCUCCACUCUUUGUUGGCAAUAAUAAUCCGUUCCUGCUGUACUACCGGGACUUCCGCGAUCCGAAGCCUGAUAACGUGUAUCCACUCAUCAUCCGGGACCAGGUAUGCCUACCCACCGCAACCUACCGCAGCUUCAUCGGGAUGGAGGAUUGGUGCCAGAGCAACUGUCUCCGCUAUCCACCGAACUGUCCGGAAACGGUGUGCCACUGUCCCCAAACGUGUGAAGCGAUCGGUGAGCUGCGAGGCCGCGAGGGAGCCGACGUAUACUGUCUGGACCAGUGUCUCAACUUCAAGUCCAACUGCCCAGCCGACAGAUGUCGUUGCUACUAAAUGCGCCAUUGCAGACAG
Anopheles maculipalpis is the source of this 1049-nucleotide messenger RNA. RefSeq lists its product as uncharacterized. The transcript has 4 exons. The record is from RefSeq and is a predicted model, not a curated record. Lineage: Eukaryota; Metazoa; Arthropoda; Insecta; Diptera; Culicidae. Bases 6 to 1031 code for a protein of 341 amino acids.